Cryptomeria japonica (Japanese cedar) is the source of this 1746-nucleotide messenger RNA. RefSeq names its product exocyst complex component EXO70A1-like. The transcript has a single exon. Gene Ontology annotation, biological process: exocytosis. Gene Ontology annotation, cellular component: exocyst. Gene Ontology annotation, molecular function: phosphatidylinositol-4,5-bisphosphate binding. The coding region runs from base 1 to 1746 and encodes 581 amino acids. The record is from RefSeq and is a predicted model, not a curated record. NCBI's taxonomy places the organism in Eukaryota, Viridiplantae, Streptophyta, Pinopsida, Cupressales, Cupressaceae.
AUGAUCAGAGGCGCUCUUAGAAUGCACCCUGUUAUUACAAACACAUUAGAUAGCAAUAAUUUAGAAGAUAUGGAAGAAAUGUUAGCCGCAGCAGAGAUAUUGAUUUCCAAAUGGGACACAAAUAAAAGCAGCAAAAUGCUCUUUCAGAGCAACGCAGAAGAAGUCCGUAUGUACAUGGACUCUGUCCAAAACCUCCAACGGCUCAUGGAACAUUUGUCCGCCGGCGGAACCAACGCUGCCCAACUCGUCCGUGCGCAGCGGCUGAUGAAAAUGUCGAUGGCCCGUCUGCAGAACGAGUUUCACAAAAUUCUGUUAUCUAACAGCGAACCCAUCGAUCCAGAUCGGGAGUCAUCGGCCCGACCGUCCUCCUGUUCGAGCACAGAGGACAGCAUAACAUGCUCUUACGGUGACGACGACGGCAGCAGCCAAUUCAGCUCCAUCUGUUCGUCAUCAGACAGAACAUGCGAAUUCGACACGGUUCCGUUGGACGCCAUGGCGGAUCUACGGAAUAUAGCGCAGCGCAUGGCGAAGAGUGGAUACACGAGGGAAUGCGUUCGAGUCUUCACUCUCACGAGAAAGUCCGUGGUGGAAGAGAGUUUAUACAAUCUGGGCGUGGAGAAGGUGAGGUUGAACGAUGUUCGAAAAAUGGAGUGGACAGUCCUGGAUGACAAGAUCAAGAAAUGGAUAUACGCUGCCAAAAUCAGUAUCCGAAUUCUGUUUGCCCGAGAGAAACGGCUGUGCGUCGAUGUGUUUGGGGGACUUGACAAGAUGAGAGAUUCUUGUUUUGCUGAAAUCAGCAAGGAGCCCGCAGAAAGGCUUCUUGCCUUUGCAGAGGCCGUGGCCGUUACCAGCCGGGCGCCCGAAAGAAUGUUUAGGGUGCUCGACCUCUACGAAGCACUCACCGAUCUUAUGCCUGAAAUAGAAGACAUAUUUUCUCAAGAAGCUUGCUUUAGCGUGCACGAGCAGGCUAAAAGGAACUUGGUGCAACUCGGCGAGGCGGCCCGGGGAAUUUUGAUGGAAUUUGAGAAGGCAGUUGAGAAGGAGAAAUCUAAGGUUCCCAUUGCGGGCGGCAGUAUUCAUCCUCUCACCAGAUACGUUAUGAAUUAUCUCACUUUUCUCUCCGAUUACAAGGAAUCUCUGGUAAACAUAAUCACAGAUGCGCCACGGGAGCUACCGAAAGUCCUCCCCGACAAUGAGCUGACUGAUUCCUCUGCCCCGCUGUCUGUCCACCUCGGAUGGACCGUCUUCACCCUGCUGUGCAAGAUCGACAAAAAAUCUGAUCUGUACAAAGACGUGGCCCUGUCGUAUCUCUUUCUCAUGAACAACCUUCACUACAUAGUACAAAAAGUGAAUGGAUCUGAGAUUAAAUACAUUCUGGGGGAUGGGUGGGUGAGAAAACAGUGGAAUAAAGUGAGACAGUACGCGGUGAAAUAUGAGAGAGCUGCGUGGAUGAAAGUGUUGUCUUGUGUAACAGACGAAGAAGUUCCUUCGAACGGCGGAGUUUUGAAAGAGAGAUUAAAGGAGUUCAAUUCAGCAAUGGAAGAGGUGAAGAGAAGGCAUGGCGAAUGGGUGGUUCCUGACGUCAACCUGCGAGAGAAAUUAAGAGUUUCAAUUACUGAGAAAUUGAUUCCGUCAUACGACUCCUUUCUUAACAGAAUCAGAAGCCGGUUUGAAAGCGAUAUGUACAUCAAAUACACGCCUGAGGAUGUGCAAGAUUUUGUGUUGGACGUGUUUAAGUCACUUUAA